AAGGGAAGGACGCGAUUGGCUGCCUCGCCGGGCUGAGUUGAUAAAUGUGGCGGCGGGGCGCGGAGGACGCUCACCGGCCGGGAGAGCUGCUCGUCGGAGCCCCCGGAGAUGCGGCGCGCCAGCCGAGACUACUCCAAGUACCUGCGCGGCGCCGAAGAACUGGGCGGGGGCGGCCCCCACGAGAGCGCCCCGCCGACGCCCCCGGGCCCAGGCGGGGCGGCCCCGCAGCCCCACGCCGCGCCCGCCGCCUCCAGGACCCUCCUGGCCGCCUUGGCCGUGCUCGGGCUGGGACAGGUCGUCUGCAGCCUCGCCCUCUUCCUCUACUUCCGAGCCCAGAUGGACCCUAACAGAAUAUCAGAAGAAGAUACACACUGUUUGAGAACGUUUCUGAGGCUUCAAGGGAACAUAGAUCUGCAGGAAACAACCUUGGUGAAUCAAGAAAGACUGAUGUCUGAAUCAUGCAGAAGGAUGAAACAAGCUUUUCAAGGAGCAAUGCAAAAGGAAGUCCAGCGUAUUAUCAUUGGGAAGGACCAGUCAAGAUCAGAAAAAUCUAUAAUGGGAGCAUCCUGGUUGGAUUUACCCAAGAUAAACAAACCUGACAACCCACCAUUUGCCCAUCUUAUCAUUGAUGGCAAUAAAAUCCCAGCUGGCACUGGUAAAGUGAACCUUACCUCUUGGCAUCAUGACAAAGGCUGGGCAAACGUAGUGAAUAUGACAUUCAGUGAUGGAAAAUUAAUAGCGAAUCAUGAUGGCUUUUACUAUUUGUAUGCCAAUGUAUGCUUUAGACACCAUGAAGCAGUGGGGAAUCUAACUGGACAAACUCUGCAGUUGAUGGUGUAUGUGAGAAAAACCGAUGUCAAAAGGAAAAACCCUGUGGUCCUGAUGAAGGGAGGGAGUACAAAGAAUUGGUCGGGAGAUUCAGAAUUUCAUUUUUAUUCUGUAAAUGUCGGGGGCUUUUUCAAACUGAAAUCUGGUGAAGUAGUAAGUAUCCAGGUAUCACACCCUUCUUUACUGGAUCGGUCCCCAGAAGGAACUUACUUUGGGGCCUUUAAAGUAAGGGACAUUGAUUGAGACUAGCUUGUCAGUUUUUCAAAGGGGGAAAAUAAUGUUUAUUCAGCUGGAUUAGAAUAAACCUGAUCUGAGAGAGAUGGUUAACAGCUUGUGGGGUCCAGUUGUCCAUGAAUGAGAAUUUCUCCCAGGCAGCCUUACCCACAGCUCCCUUUACAGUCUUAGGAUUGCUCAGUUUCAAUACUUAAUUCCUGUGCUUUAUUCCCAUCUUAGUUGUGGCAGUCUGGUUUGUGGAUUGGGAUAUUGGCAGCCCGUCCAGAAUGGCAUCUAAACUUUUGGUAGUAAAAGCAUAUUAUAAUCCAAAUACAUUUUUGUGUUUAUGCUGGCCAGAAAAUAAAGGCGUCCUUCCAAACCAAGUGAGCCAUAUGUAGACGGUAUGAAAACUAAUGUGGAAUGUUAACUUGCACCUAUCAAAUCAGUGGUUCUCAACCUGUGGGUCCCCAGAUGUUUUGGCCUUCAACUCAAAUCCUAACAGCUGGGAAACUGGCUGGGAUUUCUGGGAGUUGUAGGCCAGAAUACCUGGGGAUCCACAGGUUGAGAACCACUGCAUUAAAUCAAAGGGUAUAAGUGAAGCAAAUGUAAAGCACGAUCUAAACAUAUCUACUCAGAGGUAAGGUCCACUGAGUUCAGGGAGACCUAUUUCCAAGAGUGUAUGUGUCUUGUGUUGAGUUUAAAUAUGCUAACCAAGGCUCUGUACCAGCCUCCAAGUAGGUAGACAUGCUUAGGAUUCUAGACCCAAUCCACACUAUAUUUCUUUAUGUUAUUACAACAGAAAUCCACAAUUUUGAUGGGAGAUUUUGAGGUAUACACUUUCAGAUUAUGUUUUGUGUGCAACUUUGCAACAUACCCUCAUAGCACUGUUUAAAGAAACAUUGAAUAAGCACUGGCAACCAAAAUACUGGUCAGUGUAUUGGGUCCUAGAGACUGAAUUCAAGGUGAAAUGUUAGAAUCUUUGAUUAGCAUUGCAAUUGUCAAUUGUUUUUUUUUUUACAAAUAUUUUUCAUGAUGAAAAUAUUACCCCUCCCCCUUUUUUCUGCAGGCAGAAUUGCAUUUGAUGUGUGUUAAAUUUUAUACCUAUGUACCUACAAUGAGUUUAGUUAUCUCCUCCUCAUUCCCUGGUUAAGUUGUAUACGGGACUGUAAGUUGUAGGGCUGAAUUUCUCCCUGUCUGCUUAUUGGACAUGAUGUGUCCUACUGACUACCUAAUGAAGGUGCCUUUUCUGUAAGGGGGCAAAUCCCAUCUGGAUAACUCGCCCCCUUAAUUGGGCUAAUUGACUCCAUGGCAAUGUAAUAAUACUGAUAAUGUAACACAAUGUAACACAAUUUGAAAAAAAAACUGUUCCUGGUUUUUGAAAGUAUUUCCUGUUUCAUUGUGUGGUACUUACUUAGAAAGUAGUUGUUAUACUCCAGAAAAUUGGUUUUUGUGGCUGCCACAAAGUAUGUUGAAUGGGUUGAGAGUCUAUCAAGAUAAUCAUUGAAAAACGAUAGCAAAAUGUGUUGCAGGAUGUCCCACAAAAACAAAGUUUUUACAAUUUAAUACAUUUUCCCCAUGUUUUUAUGAUAGACCUCAGGAAAAAAGUUGUGUUACAAAGUGUAAUUGAUUCACAUUUCAUUCAUGAUUUUAUUUCAUUACUUACAUUUAUAUUCGACCUUACCUCCAAUAAGCUCAAGGUAGUCUCCUCUUUGCUAUUUUAUCUUCACAACAACUUUGUGAGAUAUAUAAUUUUUAAAAUUCAAGGUUAUGAAUAGGCAAUUGUGGCCCAUCAGUAUAUUUUGAACUAAUUCCUGCAGAACCAUUUGUCUUCACUUGGGAUGAUGAGACAUAUUGACAAAAAACAUCUUGAGAUUACAGAUGUCAGCUCUUGGUUUAGAUUGGGAACAUUGGGACAAGUCACUCGUGGUAUUGUUCCUCCUAUUGUUCCUAUAAAACCAGGAGUUAAAAAACGUGGUUUGAACAAGCUACAACUUUUUAUAUUCAGAUGCAACAGCAAGCUGGAAUUUUGAAAAUGAGUAUUUGAAUCUUUAAUUUUCAUUGCCUUAUGAAUGCAGUGUGAAGAAUUUGAAUAUUCACUCCUAAAUACCAUGUUGGUGCAUUCCAGUUAUACCCAGCUUAGUUAGGCUGCUGGUCCAUUUAACUCAGAAAUGUUUAUUCUGCUUGUGGUUUGUUAACGUCUCAGCAGAAAUGUCAUUCUCAUUCCCACUGCCUCUGCUUUAAAUAGGAGAUGACAGGGAUUGAGUCUGGGAUCUUGUGUAUGCAAAGCAUGUGUCCUAGCUUUCAUAUUUUCUCUCUCUCUCCCUCUUUUUGCCUUAUUGAAAGGUUUUUCUGCCUUUUCAUGGAAUUGAUGUGCACAAUAUACCCUGUAUUCUGUCCUCUGUUUAGAAUAAAUUUCUUUCUCAUCAGUUAAUAAAAUCAUGGUGUUUUAAGCUGUUGAUUAAGUCCAUCUUUUGAUAGCUUUCUCUCUGUUGGUUUCAAAAGAGAGAUGUAAUUAACAGCUUAAAAUAUCAUGCCAAGUUCACUGCAGAUGGAGGCUGCAAGUCCCGUAUGUUAACUCUCAAAGCUUACAAUUAAGUGCUCUUAAUAGAUUCUCAGCAUUGUUUCAUUGCCAGAUCAUGCAAAUGCAUUGUUUCCAAAAAGGUAAAAUGGGUAUUUUUGUAUUCUGUAAUAUCAAGUUAUAUUUCAGAUGUAAUUUUUAUUUGAAAAGUUCUGUAAUUUAUAAACUGUUUGAUACAAAUAUUUAAAAUUUCACUGUAUGUAUAUUUAAUGUUUAAAAUUGUUUGUACAGACAUGGAUUACUACUGCACUUUCUUAAUCCCAGUGGGGUAAAAACAGCAGCUAUAAUGACCAUUUGCCACUAGCAAAUGUGAUGUAUUUCUUUGUAUUUUCUUAAUUUAAUAGCUUUUGGUUGAUCUUAUCAGUGUUACUGAGGAGUCAGGGAUCAUACACAUUAUCAGAUGACAACUGUUGAUAAUUUCAGGUGCUUUUCACAUCUAAGCUUUACUCUAGAAGUCACUUGUUCUAGGGUAGUGGUUCUCAACCUGUGGGUUCCCAGAUGUUUUGGCUUUCAACUCCCAAGAAAUCCUAACAGCUGGUAAACUGGCUGGGAUUUUUGGGAGUUGUAGGCCAAAACACCUGGGGACCCACAGGUUGAGAACCUCUGUUCUAGGGCAUUCUUUCCUAAGUCAGUCUGUAAAGCCCAGAAAGAAAAUCACAAGGCUCUGGCAUGUGAAAGAAUGAUCUACAGUUAGCAAUACAGAUCUUCAAGAUGUGGCUUUGGGAGGAAAAUAACCAAAUGUAGCUGGUAUUGUGGAAGAAUAUGCAAGGGACCAAAGAGAUUUGUUAUGCGUAUUUAUGCAAUUAUUCAACAGACGUUUUAUCAUACUAUAAAUGUUGCAAAUCUGUAAGUGCUCUUAUACAUUUCUGCAGAACAACCUCUUCUCAACAAAUACUUACAGGCCCAUGUUACAAUUAUUUUAUACUGUACAACAGGCAUUGCUUUUGAACAUUAUGAGUUUUUUUUUUUACAAAAAAUAAACACAUUUCUAAGAAAA
Molecule: messenger RNA, 4616 nt
Organism: Anolis carolinensis (green anole)
Lineage: Eukaryota; Metazoa; Chordata; Lepidosauria; Squamata; Anolidae
Gene: tnfsf11
Product: TNF superfamily member 11
Exons: 5
Coding region: 109-1071 (320 amino acids)
Biological process (GO): immune response
Cellular component (GO): membrane
Molecular function (GO): tumor necrosis factor receptor binding
Source: RefSeq, a predicted model, not a curated record